GCGGUUAAACCCCCCCCCCCACCUCAGGUUUGGGGGGGGGUCGACGGUAGAUUAACUACCACCUUUCCCCCCCCCACCCCUACUUUCCCUCACACACACACACACACACACACACACAGACAGACACAGCCUCCAGGGGAGGGUUGAUUAUACCGCCGGCCGCCCAUGGGAGGGAAGCAGAGCACGGCGGCCCGCUCCCGGACCGCUUUCCCCGGCGUCUCGAGCGACGACAGCGCCGUCCACGCCGCUCACUACGGCCAUUACCGGGCGUCCGCUGCCGGCACCGCCGCUGGAGGAGGUGGUGGUGGUAGUCGUGGAGGAGGAGGAGGCCCCGCCAUGGGGCUCAGGACUCGCUCGGUUAGCAGCGUGGCCGCUAUGGAACCGGCUCAUCCUUUCGGGCUGUACGGCGGCAUCGGCAGGGCGACCGAUGGUGUGGAGCACAGUAACGGAGGAGGUGGAGGUCCCGACUCGGCCGGUAACGGUUACCGGGAGACGGGAGGAGGAGGAGGCCCGGGCGCCCGGGAACUGCAGCUCUACCUGGGCUCGAGAGCGGCCUCACUGUCCGACUCGUUGCCGCUUCACCUGGCGGCGCCACGCUGGUUCAACACACACAGCGGUUUCAAGUGCCCAAUUUGCUCAAAAUCUGUAGCUUCCGACGAGAUGGAGAUGCACUUUAUAAUGUGUCUCAGCAAGCCACGACUCUCCUAUAACGACGAUGUGCUGAGUAAAGAUGCUGGAGAAUGUGUAAUCUGUUUGGAAGAACUUCUGCAAGGAGACACAAUAGCUCGACUUCCUUGUCUUUGUAUCUACCAUAAAAGCUGUUUAGAUUCAUGGUUUGAAGUGAACAGAUCAUGUCCAGAACACCCUUCAGAUUGACCUCUCCUGGCUUGCAGCUGCUUAUGGCCUUCUGUUAAAGGGCACUUUGCUCACUUUGGAUAAACCCUUACUUGGAGGUUAAGAAUUUGAUACACUCGAAGUUUACCCUUGAACUGAAAUUCCAGCAACCAGUUUUGAACAAGAGAAACAAAAAGCACCAAAUGAAAUUUGGAUAAAGAAGGAAGUAUGGGUAGAUCGCCAGCUGGUAGAUCAAUCACAUCAGCCCAAGAAUAACAGAAUGACUAAUACUUUUUGAAAAGACUGUACAGAAAUAAAGAGGGAGAAAAGGACUGGCCAAACAGCACGAUUGCUUUUUGGGUUUAAGAAUGCCGUACAAAAGACUUGUCUCUGGGAUGUGACUUCAAGGUGGCAACCACUACAGGUUAUUAAAGGAAAGGAGAGUGGAAUUUCACGUGUGUUGACCAAGUUCUGAAAAUGCCAGAAUGUAAAGCAUUGAGUGUCCGUGGGCUUGUAGUUGUGUCCAUGAUGUGUUUACACAGUGUCCAGUGUAGCCAGCGUGUUCUUGCUGAUGUGUGUACAGACACGAGUACUCUCCUGGCUUUUUCCAUCCCACUUGUGACAGACGUUGCCAAAAAUUUAAAAAGGAACAGAACCCCCUCCUCUGUUGAAAGGAUCUGUUCCUUGUCGACAAUGUUCAGCCAGAAGCUCUCUCUGCACUAACGUUUAAACCUGGAAUCCUGUCUUCUUGAGCUGUUCAGCUCUGCUACAAAGUGACACAGGCAUCCUAAAGAGAUGGUUUAAAUCUCUUUUUUUUGUCCUCCUCUCAAGGCCCUUGUGGAUUUUUUAUGGCUGCAAUUUCCUCUAGAGACUAGUGAAUCUGUCCUGCUGUUAAAGAUACCAAUUUUACUUCAGCUUGUUGUGGAGCCUGAAUAUUCAGGCUGGUGUAUUUAUGACAGCUGGAGAAAGAUACUCCCUUUUGUUUGUCAAGGUGUUUUGAUAUGGUGUACCAUCACGAUGUUAAAUAAACUACUGAAUGAGCAUUUA
Messenger RNA from Rhincodon typus (whale shark), 1881 nucleotides. RefSeq names its product zinc and ring finger 1 (gene znrf1). NCBI's taxonomy places the organism in Eukaryota, Metazoa, Chordata, Chondrichthyes, Orectolobiformes, Rhincodontidae. The transcript is spliced from 6 exons. The record is from RefSeq and is a predicted model, not a curated record. Bases 166 to 876 code for a protein of 236 amino acids.